AAGCACCACAGCCUGAUAUCCUGGUGGACAGCUACAAAUAGAUAACAUUGACGCAUGCAUGGCUGAGACGAGCCAAAUUUGAAUCUAUCAUACCAGAGCUUCGUGACCAUGCUGAAACCUUUCAAUCUUGCCCUGUUUUCACUUUGUCUCCCGAGUAUCGGGUCCGCGGCCCCGCAGCAUCAGGAACCUUGCGCCCUGCUGGGUGACCUCAUUGAAAGGGCCGCCAAAGAGAAUCAGACGUCCCCAAAAUUCCCCGGCAAUGUGGCCUACGAUUGCCUCCAGUCGAUCCCGUUCAAACCCGACCCAGCUGUGACAUUUCUCGACCAAUACAGGAAAUGGCUAGAAUUCCAGUCGAAUAUCGACAUUCUGCGAGACCCUCCUCCCGCGUAUCCGGUGCCCGGCGUCGAUCUCAAAGCCGGAUUGGACGAUAUCAAGAAGAAGGCAGUGGGGAAUGCCUACCAGAGCCAGUUUGAUUUCGACUCCGACAUCGUGCAGCUAAUCCUAGCCGCACGCGAUGAGCAUCUUUCUGUCAAAAUGUGCUCGAUCAACGUUGUCCAGUUCACCAACGAUUAUCCUCUUGUGUCCAUCUCGAAGGACGGGAUCGAUCUCCCCGAAGUAUACACACAUCACGAUGGCGAGCUCCAACGGAACGGCGUUGAGCAUGUCUCUCCGGUGACGUUCAUCGAUGGAGUGGCCGUGAGCGAGUAUCUAGCAAAACUCUCUCAAGUCGUCCAUUACAAUGGUUACAACGCGCACGACCCGGACGCUCAAUACAACAAUCUUUUCCCGUCCAAUGCCCACACACUGGGCGCCAGGUCCAAUGGGACCGGAGGCUGGGCACAGAACCGACUGUGGCCAGGUUCAUCUCACACGUUGAAGUUCAAGAACAGCACUGAAAUUACGGUGGAGACACACGCACAACUUCUGACACCGCUCACCCACUUUCCCUGGCGAGACGGCCCCUCCUUGUACGAUAAGCUCUGCGUGAAUAGCGACGAGGCCACGCAGGACUUUGCCACAUCACCUGAGUCGAUUAAGUCAGCAAAAAGGAUGCCGCUAGAUGGAUAUCCAGAGCCUUUCACUCGUUCCAAAGGAGAUGAAAUUACUGGGUACCUCCCCGAUCAUCCGGCUCUCAAGGACGUCGCCGUACUGUCGGUCCCAACGUUCGGGACAAUCUACACAAGAAGCUUCUCCCGGGCAGCUAAAGACCUUAUUAAGAAUGCGACGGCUCGAGGUAGAAGCAAAAUCAUCAUUGACAUAUCUAGCAACACCGGCGGGGUCAUAACUUCUGCGCUUGAUCUUUUCAAGAUGUUCUUCCCGGAAAAGCUGCCUUACACCGCUAGUCGAUACCGUGCGCACGAUGGCCUCAACCUUCUCGGAAAGGUAUAUCCGAACGGGGAUCCGGACGACGGGAGGGUCGAGAAAGACGGGCAAUUUGUAUACUGGGCUGGAGAAGCCGUGACGCCGGAUCUGGAACAUAACAUCACGUCCUGGCAAAAGCUCUACGGGCCGUACGAGACGGUUGGAAUGAAUUCAACGAUGCUGAUAUCUACGACCAAUACGAAGCUGCGGUCGACAGAGGAAUCACCUGUUAGUGGAUAUGGACCUAUUCCGUUAGAUCCGAAAACCGCUCCUUUCAAGGCUGAAGACAUCGUUAUUGUCUCCGACGGCAUGUGCGGUUCGGCCUGCGCCAUGUUCGCCGAGCUCAUGCUCGAGCAAAACGUCAAGAGUAUUGCCUUUGGUGGCCGGCCCCAGAAGGCCGAAAUGCAGACCAUCGGUGCCGUAAGGGGUGGAAUUCUUGCCAGCCUUACAGGUCUGUCGCGCCUGGUCACUCGGUCUUAUGAAAAGGCCGUCGGCUCCUCUGGCACCGACUCGCCCCUGUUGACCAGGGGUGAACUACAAUCUUGGAAUGAGACGCUUCCAAACAUACCUUUCAGCCAACUCGGCGUGGCGUGGGAAGCUGCUGUGAAUAUCCAGAACGCCUUCGCACAAGAUGAUGACGAGCUGCCGAUGCAAUUCACCUACGAGCCUGCGGGAUGUCGGAGGUUCUAUACGGCGGAGAAUGUGUUGUCGCAGGAGAGUGUCUGGGCUGAUGCUUCGAAGGCGGUGUUUGGGAAUGGGGGUUGUGUACACUGAUGGCCCGGGGAUGAGAAGUCUGUUUAGCCGUUGAUCGUGCCUCAUAGGGCGUGAAAUUC
This is a messenger RNA of Aspergillus campestris IBT 28561, 2195 nucleotides long. RefSeq lists its product as uncharacterized. Gene Ontology annotation, biological process: proteolysis. Gene Ontology annotation, molecular function: serine-type peptidase activity. Bases 109 to 2136 code for a protein of 675 amino acids. The record is from RefSeq and is a predicted model, not a curated record. NCBI's taxonomy places the organism in Eukaryota, Fungi, Ascomycota, Eurotiomycetes, Eurotiales, Aspergillaceae. The transcript is spliced from 6 exons.